This is a messenger RNA of Trachemys scripta elegans, 3592 nucleotides long. It is a transcript of the gene NOXA1, whose product is annotated as NADPH oxidase activator 1. The record is from RefSeq and is a predicted model, not a curated record. NCBI's taxonomy places the organism in Eukaryota, Metazoa, Chordata, Testudines, Emydidae. The coding region runs from base 180 to 1727 and encodes 515 amino acids. Gene Ontology annotation, molecular function: superoxide-generating NADPH oxidase activator activity; protein binding. Gene Ontology annotation, biological process: superoxide anion generation. The transcript has 15 exons.
GAGUAUUUAGCAAAGUAUGACUUAGAGGCUGCUGAACUUCCUUGUUAGCCCUGAAUUCCAGGCAGGUGCACCUGUCUGUCAGCAAAGAGCUGGGUGAGGCUUUAAGGCAGCUGCCAAGAUAGCCAGAUCCUGAAGGACUUUAGAGAGGAAUCUGUUUUAUUUGUGUAUACAGAGAGAAAAUGGCAUAUCGAGACUUAGUGAGAGGCUGGCAUGAAGGAAUUCUGGCUAUGGAUAAGGGGGACUGGGAUUCUGCCUUGAAAAUCUUCUCCAGUAUCGAAGAGCCAUCCUCCAGGAUCUAUUUCAACAUAGGCUGUGUGCAUCUCUCAACAGGGAACCCCGAGGGAGCCUUGCAGGCCUUUGAUAAAACAGUUACCAAGGACAACCAUCUAGCUGUUGGCUUCUUUCAAAGAGGGUUUGUCUGUCUGCAGUUAGAAAUGUAUGAAGAAGCUCUAUAUGACUUCAGCAUGGCCCUCACUCACCUAAGAAAUAACCCUUUCAUUGACUACAAACAACUGGGACUAAGGCAUAUGCUCUGUGCCUGGGAGGUGCUGUACAAUACUGCAGCAGUGCAGUGCCGGCUUGGGCUGUGGCAGGAAGCUAGAAUAACCCUGGAGGAGGCUAUCAGACAGAGGCCUGAAGGAAGAACCACAAGCCUGGAUGUUGCCCUUGAGUGGGUGCAGAAUCAUCUCUUCCUGGAGCCCAUACAUGUUCCCCUGGGGGAAUUUUUCAGACCACGAAAGGAGGAAGUUGAGCAGCUGGAUUCAAAAGAUUUCCUGGGUAAACCCAAGGUGAUCUCCUCCGUCAUUCCCAAUGACGAGUACAUCGGAUUUGAGCCUCUCAGGCCACAGAGACAAGGCUUUUACGAACCGAGUGUCAAUGCUGUGCGAGACUGCGGCUCAGGUUACUAUCAAGUUGUGACUCAUUAUUACCCUGAGGACUCUGAAGAGAUGGCAGUGAAGGGCAGCACUAUCAUCUUUGUACUAACUAAAGGGGCAGACGGCUGGGCUACUGCCAUAUGUGAUGGACAGAAACUGCGUAUACCGACCUCUCACCUGGAGCCAGUUUAUGCCCCCAAGGCUGAUAAGUGGAAAGUCAGUAAUGGGAUCCCUCUUCCCCCCAUUAAAGUGCCCCCCAACCGGCCUCACUUGCAAGAAAUGGACCACCAGCAGCCAGGACCUGCUGAAGGAGAAGACACUGCUGCAAAUGAUGCUGAUCCGCAAGCAGACUUGCAGCAGGUCCCACUGGCUCAGGACAAAGCAUCCUCCAGCGAGAACAGAUCCAUCCUGCUGAAAGUCCACUGUGACUAUACAGUUAAAGUGAACAAGGCCCUGACCCUGUCAGACCUCAGGUCUCUGCUGAGGGAGACGUUCAGCCAGCAGGCAGAGCUUGGGAAGCUGAGCUGCAGGCUUUCAGACAGCAAACAGUUCAUUGUGAUUUCGGGAGAAGAGGAGAUGGGGAAGAUGUGGCAGGAGGUGACAGAUGGGAGGCUGACACUCUGGUGCCAGGGCACAGAUGCCUGUUCAGACAGACCUGUUCUCUACAGGAUGGUAGCACACCACGGUUACACGGCGCAAAGGCCAGAGGAUCUGGAAUUCAAUGAAGGAGACACGCUGGACAUUCUCUCCGAAGUGAAUGAGGAAUGGCUUGAAGGCCAUUGCAAUGGCAACUUUGGCAUUUUCCCCAAGUGCUUUGCUGCCCAGGCCAGCAUUGGGGCUGCCUGCCCUUAGAGAAGAGAUGCUUCUUCCUGCCAGACUCCACAAGAAGCCAGCUGGGCUGGGAACCCCACCUCACCUUACUCAUGUCUCCCAGAGAACAGGAGAAGCUUGCGCCAAUUCAUUCAGGUCUGACCAUUGCCAGCCCUGCUAGGUAUUUAAUGAAGCUGCCUACACAAGACGCUUCCCAGUGUGGGACCCCAUUAUCCAGAAACCCUGCAGGAUUCGUUUCUGUAGCAGAAAUAGCAUUUUCUAUGGCAUGUGUCUGGCCUCAGUAUUUCCCAAUAAUCAAAGUGAAAUGACAGGUCUGGCUGGAGAGUGGGUGUGAGGUGGGAUCUGGGUGCAAGACAGGGGUGGUGUCUCAUGAAGGUCACUCUGAGAGGUGCUGACACAGCAAACGGAGUUUUCCCAUCUCAGACCUAGCCACCAGCUCUUUCUGUAGCAAGAACUUGGGAUUCAAAGAUGCAGAUUAAGUGGUAAGAAGAACCGGCUCCUCCAGAAGAGGGGGCCUGGCUAAGGCCUUAAUCCCCACUUCCCACCAGCUGCAAUAGAAGUGGGGGAAGCUGGACCUUGUCGUCACUGGAUAUGCCCACGCUGCCGUUACAUACCCACAGCUGGCCCGUGCCAGCUGACUCGGGCCCAGGGGCUGUUUGAGUGUGGUGUAGACAUUUGGGCUUGGGACAAGUAAAUAGCUCCUUAGCCCGAGCCCCACGAGCAUGAGUCAGCUGGCACAGGCCUGCUGCAGGGGUCUAAUGGCAGUGCCGACAGACCCAUUGAGGCCAGACUGUGGGAGGCAAGAUGCCACUCAGAGGACAGGGAGGCAGUCUUGAUUCCCUGGGCCCAACGCAGUGUAAAAACAGCGCUGUUCUGGUUGGGGAGCAUUUCACACCCACUUUGCAUGGCUGUAAAUGAAUGCACAUGAAUCAGGCAUAGGGUGGGUGGCCCCUCCAAGCCCCAUGGAUCGACCAGAGGCAAAGGGCCCUGUGCCCAGACAUCUUGGGUUGUGGGGAUUGUCCCUGGUCAGGUGAACACUGGUGUUGUCCCAAUCGGUUCCAUGAAGUUGGGCCACAGCAGGGAGCUAGACCUUGAGGGACUGAGCACUGGGUUGGAGGGAAGGAAUGCAGGGUGGGGGAGAUGGACAAGUGACAGGAGCUGAGGCACUGUGGGGAGGGCAGCCAGAGAAACAGGCCUAGCAAAGCCCAGAGGGAUCAGGGAGAGCCAGAAGAAGGAAGUAGUCAGUGGAGCUGAAAGGAGCCAUGGGGAAGCUAAGAACACAGAGAGAGCAGGGCUCAUGGGAGUAGAUAAAAAUAACCUGAUGGGGGGGAAGGGAGGUGACCUAGGGUCUCUACUUUGCAAAAAGGGUCCCAGAAACUGCAGGGUGGUUCCUGGGCACCAGCCCCUGGGGCUCGCUCAGCCCAUCAGCUAUGCGGUGCAUGAGCCUCUGGGAGCUCACUCAGCCCCCACUGGCCUCGGGGAGCUCCCUUGGCCCUCCUUUCUGCCUAGCCUCUCACUUGGCCCAAGCCUCUGGGGAGUUGCUCAGCCCAUCAAUCCUUCAUAGCCCUCACCUGGCUCAGGGCCCUGUGAGAUCACACACCAUCUCUGUUGUGCUAGGCCUCCCAGCUGGCACAGGUUGUGCAACCCAUGUACACCAUGGAGCCUUUGCCAGCAUGGGUCUGCGCAGUGGCUCCGUCCCCUGACCCUGCAGCUCACUGACACCGGCCUGUGCACGGCGCCGGCUCUUUGAUGACACAGCCUCUCAGCGCUGCAGGGUGCUUACCUGGAACAGGCUGAGCAGGACACUCCUGCCCUCCACCCUGCAGGGCAGGGCCAGCCCCAGGGCUUUUUCCGUCCCAAGCUGCGGGGAAAAAAAAAAAAAAAAA